Delphinapterus leucas (beluga whale) is the source of this 1347-nucleotide messenger RNA. RefSeq names its product paired box 1 (gene PAX1). Lineage: Eukaryota; Metazoa; Chordata; Mammalia; Artiodactyla; Monodontidae. The record is from RefSeq and is a predicted model, not a curated record. Gene Ontology annotation, molecular function: RNA polymerase II cis-regulatory region sequence-specific DNA binding; DNA-binding transcription factor activity, RNA polymerase II-specific. Gene Ontology annotation, biological process: anatomical structure development; regulation of transcription by RNA polymerase II.
AUGAAGUUCACCCUAGGCCUGGGGUCGCGGGCGUGGAGAGUGUCCUGGGAGCGGGCGGCGGCGGCGGCGGGCGGCGGCGCGCUCGGCAGCGGCUCACGGCGCUCUUCCAGCCCGCGGCCCGGCCGCCGCGGCUCUCGGCUCGCGCGCGCCCUCCCUCUAUGCCUCUCCCGCGGCGGCGGCGCCCCAGCUCUCCCGGACCGCGCCGGGCCCAGCCCCGGCCGCCUCGGCGCCAGGCAGCCGGCCGGCCCGCGCGCCAUGGAGCAGACGUACGGCGAGGUGAACCAGCUGGGCGGCGUGUUCGUCAACGGCCGCCCCCUGCCCAACGCCAUCCGCCUGCGCAUCGUGGAGCUGGCGCAGCUGGGCAUCCGACCCUGUGACAUCAGCCGGCAGCUUCGCGUAUCCCACGGCUGCGUGAGCAAGAUCCUGGCGCGCUACAACGAGACGGGCUCCAUCCUGCCCGGGGCCAUUGGGGGCAGCAAACCCCGCGUCACUACCCCCAACGUGGUCAAGCACAUCCGGGACUACAAGCAGGGCGACCCCGGCAUCUUUGCCUGGGAGAUCCGCGACCGGCUGCUAGCCGACGGCGUCUGCGACAAGUACAACGUGCCCUCUGUGAGUUCCAUCAGCCGCAUCCUGCGCAAUAAGAUUGGCAGCCUGGCGCAGCCCGGCCCGUACGAGGCGAGCAAGCAGCCGCCGCCGCAGCCGGCGCUGCCCUAUAACCACAUCUACCAGUAUCCCUACCCCAGCCCCGUGUCGCCCACGGGCGCCAAGAUGGGCAGCCACCACGGGGUCCCGGGCACAGCGGGCCACGUCAGCAUUCCCCGUUCAUGGCCCUCGGCUCACUCGGUCAGCAAUAUCCUGGGCAUCCGGACGUUUAUGGAGCAAACAGGGGCCCUGGGGGGGAGCGAAGGCGCCGCCUACUCCCCGAAGAUGGAAGACUGGGCCGGCGUGAACCGCACGGCCUUCCCCGCCAGCCCAGCCGUGAACGGGCUCGAGAAACCUGCCUUGGAGGCAGACAUUAAAUACACGCAGUCGGCCUCCGGCCUCCCCGCGGUGGGCGGCUUCCUCCCGGCCUGCGCCUACCCGGCCUCCAACCAGCACGGUGUGUACAGCUCGCCGGCCGGCGGCUACCUCGCCCCGGGCCCGCCGUGGCCGCCGGCGCAAGGGCCCCCGCUGGCGCCCCCCGGGGCCGGCGUCACCGUACACGGCGGGGAGCUUGCCGCAGCCGUGACCUUCAAGCAUCCCAGCCGAGAAGUGGCCGACCGGAAGCCGCCCAGCCCCGGCGGCAAGGCCCCCGACGGCCUCGGGAGCUUACACGGACUGCCCGUCCCGGCCUCGACCUCCUAG